AUGGUGAGCCUCAAGCGUGGCGGAUUCCGCGGUGGAGGCGUCAAGAAAAGCUACGCUAAGAAACGCUCACCUGAAGACGAAGACGCCACGCCACGCCUCCUCAACAAUAGCGGCAAGCGACGUGUCACAGUAAGCGACUUCAAAGGCAUGACGCUAGUCAGUAUUCGAGAGUACUAUACCAACGAUGCAGGCGAAUUGAAGCCUGGGAAGAAGGGCGUUUCCCUCUCGCUAGACCAGUACAACGCACUCCUCACCACGGCGCCACUCCUCGAAUCUGUUCUUAGCAAGGAAGACUUUGAAGUCAAACGCCCAAACUACGACGCAGACCUAGCUGCAGCAAAGCUAGGUGAGGAGAAGGAGGAAGAACAACAACCUGUCACCGAGGUCGACGAUGUUGAAAAUGAGGCGUGA
Messenger RNA from Didymella exigua CBS 183.55, 411 nucleotides. RefSeq names its product PC4-domain-containing protein. Bases 1 to 411 code for a protein of 136 amino acids. Gene Ontology annotation, molecular function: DNA binding; transcription coactivator activity. The transcript is spliced from 3 exons. Gene Ontology annotation, cellular component: transcription regulator complex; nucleus. The record is from RefSeq and is a predicted model, not a curated record. NCBI's taxonomy places the organism in Eukaryota, Fungi, Ascomycota, Dothideomycetes, Pleosporales, Didymellaceae. Gene Ontology annotation, biological process: positive regulation of transcription initiation by RNA polymerase II.